UGCGGUAUGCUCUGCUAUUUUCGGUUUCUAUCAACAUACCAGGCUGUUAAAUAGCCCUAAGCAUUGAAUACUGAAACAUAAGAACGAAAGAACGCCUCGAGCAAAGCUGACAAACAAGAAUAGGAUACGGAACCAGUGCUUUCAAAGGAUGGUUCCUAGAGAGACGAGGCUUAAUUUGACCACACGUAAAUACACCGCUUCAACUUGUAACACCACCAACAGUAUCCUCUACGAGGCACAGCUGCCUUCGUCUCAUUGGAAGAAGUCACUAUCUCAGUGAAGAGAGCCGUUCGCUACAAUACUGUGAUUGACAAUCCUUUCUUUAUCAGAGACCGAAUCAUAGAUGCAGGAUCACAUUGGUUCGCCAGCGUUCAAGCUGGUUGCAAGGAAUUCUAGAAAUAAUUCCCCUUUCUUCAGGAGCGACUCAAACAACAACACGCCUCGGCCUAAGACACCGCCAAUGAAUAAUCCCAAGCAGGAGAGAGACAGAGAAGGAGAACGACGAGCAGCAGCCUUGAACCUGGAAUGGCUGAAAAGUUCCUUCAAGCUGUUAGAAAGUGCGCUGAGGGAGCGGAACAAACAGCUCGAGAUACAAAAGAAGGAGAUCGAGUUCUUACGGAACGAACUUAGAAGAAAAGAUGACGUCAUCAAGGAGUACGAAAACUUGAUCAAUGAACGAGAGGACAUGGAGAAACAGGAAGUCGAAAUUUUACACAAGGAAAUUAGAAUAUUGCGUAUGGACGUCAUGUCUAAAGAGAUGACAAUACGAGAGCACCAGAGCGAGAUUGAGAGACUGGACAGCAAAGUUGAAAAGCUCAUGUCCGUUAUGCCGCCUCCGUCUCUACCUCGCGCGCGCGCGCAGGGAGUAUCCGCUGAACCAAAGAACCUGAACAACAACAGUCAAAAGCAGCUUAAACACUGCCCCAAAAAGCCAAGAUCUAAAGAACUUAUAAAGGAUGCCAUUUUGGACAAUGAUUUCCUCAAAAAGUUGGAACCAUCACAAAUCCGUGAAGUUGUUGAAUGCAUGUAUGAGAGGAAAUGGAGAAAGGGUGAAUUCCUUAUCAAAGAAGGAGAAUCAGGCUCACACCUUUAUGUACUGGAAGAGGGUAAAGUCAAAGUCCUAAAGGAAGGAGAGGAAAAGGGUAGUAUGGGACCAGGAAAAGUGUUUGGGGAACUUGCCAUCUUAUACAAGUGCCCCAGGACAGCCAGUGUGAAAGCUGAGAGUGAUGUCAAGGUCUGGUCCAUUGACAGGCAAACAUUCCAGACAAUAAUGAUGAAGACAGGAAUGUUAAAACAGAAGGAACACAUUGACUUUUUGAAAAGUGUCCCAUGGCUUGCUAAGUAUGGAGAAGACCUGCUCUGUAAGGUUGCAGAUGUCAUUGAGGAGGCAUUCUAUGAUGAGGGAGAGUACAUCAUACGUCAGGGUGCAAGGGGAGACACGUUUUUCAUCAUCAAGAAGGGAGAGGUUGAAGUUACACAGAGAGCUACAGUGCAUGCAGAUCCUAAUUUCAUUCGCACUCUCAAAAAGGGCGAGUACUUUGGGGAAAAAAAUCUCAUGGGUGAUGAAUUUCGAACAGCAAAUUGUAUUGCAGCCAAGGGAGGUGUGCAAUGUCUCGUGUUGGAUCGAGAACCUUUUGAAGCAUAUAUUGGAAGUUUAGAAGACUUGCAAACAGACAAAUAUAGCGACAAGGCAAGAGGAGUUGAACCACAGACUGCAAGACAGAUCCAAGAAAUUGAAAGUCGCACUAAAGAAGAACAGAAUGAGUUUGCAAGUGUUUCUUUGAAAGAUAUCUCAAUCUUGAAGACACUGGGAGUUGGAGGUUUUGGGCGUGUUGAAUUGGUUCAAGUCGCCAAUGAAAAGAAAACAUUUGCCCUGAAAACUCUUAAGAAACAUCACAUCGUUGAAACAAGACAACAGGACCAUAUCAAUUCAGAAAAGAAAAUCAUGAUGGAGGCCAAUUGUCCCUUCAUUGUGAGGCUAUAUAAAACGUUUAAGAAUAAUAAAUACCUAUAUAUGCUUCUGGAAGCUUGUCUGGGCGGUGAACUUUGGACCAUUCUGAGAGACAAAGGGUCUUUUGAUGAUGCGACCACACGUUUUUAUGUAGGCUGUGUAAUAGAAGCUUUCACGUAUCUUCACGAAAGGGGCAUCGUGUAUAGAGAUCUGAAGCCUGAAAAUUUGCUUUUGGAUGAAAAAGGCUACUGCAAAUUGGUCGAUUUUGGUUUUGCAAAGAGAAUAGGUUAUGGAAGAAAAACGUGGACGUUCUGUGGAACACCUGAGUAUGUUGCACCUGAGAUCAUUCUUAACAAGGGCCACGACUUGUCAGCAGAUUAUUGGUCUCUAGGAAUUCUUAUGUAUGAACUGCUUACAGGCAGCCCACCUUUCACGGGGUCAGAUCCAAUGAAGACCUACAACAUAAUUCUCAAAGGAAUUGAUAUGAUCGAGUUUCCUCGCAAGAUCACCAGGAACGCUCAUGGUCUCAUUAAAAAGCUGUGUCGGGACAACCCGAUUGAGCGUCUUGGCUACCAAAAGGGAGGUCUGAAAGACAUAAAGAAAAACAAGUGGUUCGAUGGUUUCAACUGGGACGGCUUGAAGCAGAGGAUACUCAAAGCCCCCAUCGUCCCAAAGAUCAAGUCCCCAACGGACGCAUCAAACUUUGACGACUACCCUCCCGAUGACGAGAUACCUCCAGAUGACACGACAGGCUGGGACAAGGACUUCUAAUCUGGGUGUCAGUGCUAUCGCCACCCGCAUACUGCUUGGAUUCCUCCAGUGUACAGGGCAAGAUGAUAAAUUCCUUUUACGUAGUUCUUAUUCCUUCUCUUUACUUCCUUAGUUCUUACCAUCCGUGAUCUAAGUAGCCAGGAUAAAAAGUUUUUAACCUAAUCUGAAUAGUUUUUAAUACAGUUUUAGUUUGUUCCUGAAAAAGUCUAUUUAGAUUUGAGGGAGAAGCGACAGCAAUAGAGUCGUUUACUUCAAAGUAAGUAAAAAGACGAGAAAUUAGAUUGAUAUUCUAGGAUUUUUUUGUAGCGGUUUUAUUUGAAGUUCCAAAUUGAUCUUACUCCGAAAAUGUUUUUAUGGUUAUUAUAUAUGUCAAAAACAAGACUGUACACUAUAGACAUACAAUUGUUUUAUAGGUUCGUUGACUUAGGUUUUCCUCUUUUCCCCCUCGUUUCUGCCUGAUAAAAUCCGCACAGUCAAAUUGAACGCUGGAGGGGUAACGAUUGUUUUGCAAAGUCUUAAAUAGCAGUAGGUCAGUAAGAAACAUUAAAUAACUGUUCUCAUAUUUUAACAAUGUUUUAUUCUUAAUUGGUUUGCUUUGGAGAGUGUUAUUAUCCAGGCAUACCCACAUAUUUUUAUUAAUAAAUAUUGUAACGUCUUUAAAGUAAAUGGUAAUGAUGCCGGAGAGGGAGAACAAUUUUAGUUGAUUGUCAAUUCGUAAACGAAUCAUUUCACUGUGUUCAGGACCUCUGCAAACAGGAUAGCAAAAUUUUACAUGUGUUAAGCAUAUUCUGCUCUUUUAUGAGAUUACGCUUCAAAUUUUCUUUCGGAAGUGUGUUGAAGAUAUGUAAAUAAUUCAGUCACAAAUAAUUGAAGUUAACACUAACAUAUUAUUACCCUGUCACAUUAUUAUAUCUCCUAAAGAUACUUUCCUUGUGGAUUAGCUUUCAUUAUUCCCACGCUUCUAGCGUAGCCUAUAAAUUUCUCCAGAAAGCAAAUCUUUUGCAUCCAGUAAGGUUGGAACAAUACCAAAUCAGUUACAUUUGUGGCUGAACCGCGUUAGAUAGCAACCUUACCAAGGGAAAAACAACAAAAAACGCGGUUUGCUAUCGGUGGUCUCUUAUGAACUGGCAUUUGAAUGUGUUACGCUUGCUGUUUCGCUUAGAUUCCUUUAUGGCUUGGGUUACCUUAUUGUCAAUUUAUAUAGGACGUAUGCUGCUUUAAGUAACUACUUACAGGAAAUAAUUGCCCAAGGUAAAGUAAAUUUAUUUGUGUGACAGCCUUAUAGAGAUUGGUCACGCGUUCUUUUUAUUGUGCGACGGUCAGUUGGUUUUCACGUCCUGCUCGCAUGCAAAAUAUACCUUGUAACAUGAAAAUAAGUAAACUUUUGUUAGAACUAAAAUGGUUGAUAUAUCUAUCAGGAUCUAUAUGGAGCUGGUUUGGCCGCGAAGUCAGGAGAGUGAGUCGAAUGUCUGUGCGGUCGAAAAAUAUAGAUCUGCUAGGCGAGGUAACCAUUUUGUUAUGGCCUUUGUCACUAUUGAGGCUUCGGUCUCAUUUGUUUUGUUUCGUUAAGAAAGCUCUGCAGACCUCCGGCCGUCAGUGACAUUCCUGGGAAUGAAAGAGUAGUACCUUAAUACCUAAGCAGUGAGCGAAUUCUGUCAGGUAUUUUCACUAUCUUAUUAUUAGGAAUGUAGACUACUCAUUGCUAAAAACGAAAUUAUAACACACCCGAGGCAGAUAACUUUGCCCUCUUAUAAGUAUUGAGCGAAAUCAAUUUUACGUAGAAUUUUCUUUUGUUUCGUUUUGUAGUUCUUUAAAGGCGGUGAAUGAUUUUAGCAAUGUUGCUCUUUCUUAACUUUUAAACAUAGUUUCAAAAUCUUUAGGAGAGUUUUAUGUCGAUUAUUUAUUUCGGACGCCCCUAUCCGUAAGAAAUUGUAAUCGUAAGGAAUUGUGCUGUGCACGGUGGUUUUGAUACGUCAUAUCUGUGAAAUGAAAUGAAUUAUACUGUUGGUAGUUUUGUAUUUAUUUCUUCUAGUAAUGCCAAUCAAAAAUAUAAUCGGAUAAAGCUGUGCAAUGAAAGCGUCAUUAAAAUUAAUUUUUUAACCACUUCA
Messenger RNA from Pocillopora verrucosa, 4830 nucleotides. Its product is annotated as cGMP-dependent protein kinase 1. Gene Ontology annotation, biological process: protein phosphorylation. The record is from RefSeq and is a predicted model, not a curated record. Gene Ontology annotation, molecular function: cGMP-dependent protein kinase activity; ATP binding. Lineage: Eukaryota; Metazoa; Cnidaria; Anthozoa; Scleractinia; Pocilloporidae.